Arabidopsis lyrata subsp. lyrata is the source of this 520-nucleotide messenger RNA. RefSeq names its product mitochondrial import inner membrane translocase subunit TIM8. Bases 92 to 325 code for a protein of 77 amino acids. The record is from RefSeq and is a predicted model, not a curated record. The transcript is spliced from 2 exons. NCBI's taxonomy places the organism in Eukaryota, Viridiplantae, Streptophyta, Magnoliopsida, Brassicales, Brassicaceae.
CUUUUGGGGUUUUUGAGUUUUUUAGGGUUUCAGUCGCUGAGAACAAUUUUCUUCUUCUUCUUCAAGCAGAGACGCUCUCUACUCAACCAACAUGGAUCCUAACAUGGCAAACAACCCAGAAUUGCUUCAAUUCCUCGCCCAAGAGAAAGAAAGAGCAAUGGUGAAUGAAAUGGUGGCGAAGAUGACAAGUGUGUGUUGGGACAAAUGCAUCACAAGCGCACCGGGAAGUAAGUUCAGCUCGAGCGAGAGUUCUUGCCUCACUCAUUGCGCGCAACGCUACAUGGAUAUGAGUAUGAUCCUCAUGAAACGCUUUCAGUCGCAGUAAGAUUGAUGAAGUUGAUUUGUUAUCAUACUUGUUGGAAUUUGAAUUUAUCCUUUUUGUGUUUCUCUUGGCAAGUGUUAAAAACCUUUUUAUUACUCUAGUGAUCUUGCAAGAGUAUUCUCGGAUAAGUGUUUUUAGGACUCCUUAUUCUUAUGUGAUUGAUGGCUAUUAAUAGAGUAUGAAACAUUUGUGGAAUAA